Messenger RNA from Rubroshorea leprosula, 1975 nucleotides. Lineage: Eukaryota; Viridiplantae; Streptophyta; Magnoliopsida; Malvales; Dipterocarpaceae. The record is from the annotation of a GenBank genome assembly.
AAUGAACUCUAUGCUAUGUAACAAAUGCUUUGUACGCAAUCUGCUAUGAGUAUUUCUAAAUAAAACUUUUCAAGGUUACUUGAAAUACUCAAGUAUAUAAGUUUAAUCACGAUAAUUGCACAUCAUUGAUGCCUUUAUAAAUCCUCACAAAAAUUUUCUCCAUUUUUUGAGUCACUAAUAAAAUUUAUUAUUCAUAUUCCCCAUUUCUUAUUACCUUUAAAAACACAUUCAAAUUCGCCGAUUUUUCGUUUCUAGGGUAGUUUUGAAUUGAUGGUUGUUUAGCUGACAAUUCGAAGGUAGGGACCUAUCUUGUGCUUUCAUAAGGUAUGGAAGCUGGGGACAUGAUUAAGCUUCCAUCUCCUAGUCAUUCUGGCUCUGGAAGUGAGAGCGGUGAAAUUUGUGAUUCUGGCAAUUCUGCACCUCAUGAAGCUGAUUCUCAACCAACUAAUUGUGAGGCUAAACAUGAAAAAAUAGUAGGGGAAAAAAUAGGACUUGAUGGAAAUGCUCACAGCCACGUGGUAGAAACAGGGCAAGGCCAUACUUCUGCUAAUGGUUCAUCUAUCCAGCAAUUGAGUAUUGAAAUGACUGAAACUAUUAGAGUCAAGGAAAAAUUGGAUGGGUUCACCUCUGAAGUGCAUUCUGAAACAGAUAGAGUCGAAGAGAAAUUAGAUAACCCAAACUCUAGAAUGCAAGCUGAUGAUCUUCUAAUUGUUCAAAACGAGAGUCCCAUCCAGAACACUAUGAUGGAUGAUACUCCUAUGCCUGAUGUUAAGAGUGUGAGGAUGACAAAUGAUGACCACCAACCUUCCAUUUAUGUUAUGUAUAGCUCCUUAACAAGAGCUAGUAAACGGAAGCUUGAGGAAGUCUUACAGCAGUGGUUAAAGUGGCAAGUUGAACAUGAUUCUCUAGAUGAGAAUGAAGUCAUAGAGUCUGGUGAAGAAACAUAUUUCCCUGCUCUACAGGUUGGUACUGAGAAGACCUCUGCUGUGUCCUUCUGGAUAGACAGCCAAACAAGCAAUGAGCAUGAGAAGGAGUUCAUCCCUUUGGAUGGUAAAACUGUACCUCUUUAUGAUCGUGGUUAUGCCCUUGGUUUGGUUUCAGCAGAUGGUUCAAGCAAUUUGGAAGGGGGCUCGGAGAUAAUAGCAGAUGCCAGCAGAUGUUUCAACUGUGGUUCUUAUAGUCAUUUAAUGAGGCAAUGCCCAAAGCCUCAUAAUAAUGCCGCUGUCAUAAAAGCUAGAAAAGAACACAACUUUAAAAAAAAUCAGUGUGCCGGUUCUCACAAUCCUAUUCGUUAUUAUCAGAACUCUCGAGGUGGAAAGUUUGAUGAUUUAAAGCCAGGUUCUCUGACAGCUGAAACACGACUACUUUUGGGUCUAGGGGAGUUUGAUCCACCCCCUUGGCUUAACAGAAUGCGUGAAAUUGGAUACCCACCUGGAUAUCUAGCUCUAGAUGACGAGGAUCAACCAUCUGGAAUCACAAUAUACGCUGAUGGGGUGAUCGAUGAAGGACAGGAAGAGGGGGAAAUAUCUGAGAUGAAAGAUUGUGCUGUUGAAAGUGAGCCUCCUAAUAAAAGGAGUAAAAUGACAGUAGAAUUUCCAGGGAUAAAUGCACCAAUUCCUCAAGAAGCAGAUGCAAGACAUUGGGCACCACCUGCUCCUUUAAGUUCUGAUCCAUCUAGGAGUAAUUCACCCCAAAUAUCAAAUCUUUAUCCACAAGAUGGCAGCAGAGGAUACCAUCUGGAACAAAGGUGGUAUGGGAAUUUCAGAGAUGAUGGACCUCCUGGAGUUGACCCUGGAUUUAGUCUUCCUGUGUCUUUCACUCCAAGGUAUAGCAGUGACAAGUUUCAGAGUCCUACCAUGACAAGGUCCGAAUCUGAAUGUGGGUAGGAAAUCCACACCUUAUUAAAACUGUUACUCUUUCGGUUCAAUUUUACCCUAUUGCUUUUUUAUUUUUUCAAUAAAAUACAAUAUAAUAA